Dunckerocampus dactyliophorus (ringed pipefish) is the source of this 4713-nucleotide messenger RNA. Its product is annotated as zinc finger protein 106-like. The record is from RefSeq and is a predicted model, not a curated record. Gene Ontology annotation, molecular function: SH3 domain binding; RNA binding. The transcript is spliced from 20 exons. Gene Ontology annotation, cellular component: cytosol; membrane. Bases 131 to 3841 code for a protein of 1236 amino acids. Lineage: Eukaryota; Metazoa; Chordata; Actinopteri; Syngnathiformes; Syngnathidae.
UUGUAGCUAGGGGUGGGAACCUGACGUCAACAAACAUGGCGUCGCUGCAGUAGUUCAAUGUAAUCACCAUGUGAACUUUUAGAGUUUCCCCUCUUUGUCAGUGUUAACAGUAUAGGCACAUCAUUCGGACAUGGCAACGGUUGGACCUUCACAUGCGGGGGGCAAACCAUUCUUGCCGAACAACCACAACCCACAAAUGACAAACUACGGGAAAGCCAAACGUCAUUUUUGCAUUUUGUGUCGUAAGACAUAUAUGAAAAAUAGAUCCCACGAGCAUAUGCACAACAUACUACAUCACAAACAGCUGGAAUUAGUGCUGGGCAACGUUGACUGUCAUGAUUGCCUGGUGUGCAAGGUGUUCUCCAUGGACCUUGACCAAUUCGCCCAACACAUCGCCACCUCUCAACAUGAAGCCAAUUUAAAUAGCCUGUUACAGAAGAACAUAAAGGCCAUUUCACUUGCCGAUACACUCCCUCGAGAGUCCUACAACAGGAUCCUGGAAAGGAGCAAGAACUUAAAGAAGGAGGAGAAAAAAAUAGUAAGAAAGGAAAGAAAGAGACAGAAGCAAAUCGCUGGGCAGAAACAUGCGUCAAUGCCACAGAGAGCCAGUGGACAACACCAGGCAGUGCACACACGGGCUGGUCCUAAUACAUUCAAACAAGGGAAUCAGAUGCAGCAAGACAACCGCACCGCUGUCUUCCAAAACAAGGAGAACAAACUAGAUCAGCACGUUGACACCACAAGCAACCGCUCCAAAAACAACAGCCAAUCAGGUGGCGCCGAUAUCCCACUGCAGCAGUUCCCAUGCGCCGGGGUGGACCAAUAUCACAACAGGCCGUACCAGACUGAGGACACAACCGACUUCACUAGUGAUCAGCUUCCUCAUUCAGGAAGCAUCAUCUUCAGCCAAGAUGAGCAUAGCGGGUCUUUUCAACCAGAGAAAAGUGCUCCUGCCUCACACAUGGGCAUUGCUAAUCCGGUUUCCAUACAGGACAUGGACGUCAGCUCCAUGCUUAAGGAAAUUAGACGGGCACUUGGUGUGAGGGAGCCAUGUAGGGCAGAUCGGGAAGCCCGGAAGCAGACCGCCGCCGAGUCAGGAGCCCGGCCAUCUGAGCCAUGCUCUUCAACCCUCAAUAAGGAUGUAAAAACAUCUCAACGUAACACGGAUGCCCCUGUCAGCCUGUCAGAGCGCUGCUCUUCAACCCUCAAUAAGAAUGUGAAAACAUCUGAAGGUAGCACGGGUGCCCCAGUCAGCAGGGAGACAAGCCAGUCGCUUAGCUCCACAUCUACAGUUGAGUCCAACGGGAACAGUAGAGGCAAGGUUCGGAUUGCUCACAAAGCAGCUGGAGAAGUCACUGUUAGAAAGAUUAUCCCACAGUUUCCCGCUUUGUCUGGGCCUAAAAGUAAGCAGAGCUGGAGGAAGAGGUACAGUGAGAAGAAGAACAAGCAGAAGAGCAAAGAAGGGUUGCCCAGUUUUAGAAUUGAGGUGUUGAACCCUGAGCACAACCCAUCUGCAUACGUCGCUGAUGACCUGCCGCUCUCAGAGGGCUUCCACUGGGAGUCUGUCUCAAGUCCAUGCGCGCCCCUUCCUCCUGCGAUUCCUGCUCCUCUUUCUCCUCAGCAAGACGCGCCAGCGAGUGCGCCUAAUGCAGCCACACAGUUGGAGUCAAGGAUACGAGCAUCGAAUGUGAAAGUGGAGCGUGAGGACGAGAAUAGUGACGGCAACAAGAGGAAACGCCAACAACCACAAGAAGACGGUGCUUCUGAUAAGGAAGGAGCUGUUAAACGGAGGAAGACAAAGUUAAAGAAGGACCAAAACCAAAUGGACCACCUUUUAGCGGUGUCCCUCCGGGAAGAGGAACUGAGUCAUUCUCUGCAGGAUUUGGACAAGUCCCUAGUUCUGGCCCGCAAUGCCUUACAGUUGGCCUACACAGAAGUGCAAAGGCUUGUGUUGUUGAAGCAGCAGUGCACUGCAGAGGUGGACGGUCUGAGAGCCAGGCGUAUUGAGAUUCUACAGGGGAUGCAAGAAGUGUAUUCUGCAAGCUCUAAUGUGGUGCAGGUUGGCACCACAUCAGCAGGAUCCUCUGAGAGGUCAUCUACUACCGCCUUUGCCCCUCUCACCAACCUCUAUCAAACGCCCACUCCGGCGUCCUCCAUGAGCCAGCCUCCACUCGCCUCUCUCCCAACGCCAACCAUUAUGGUUAAGCAAGAAGUCAUGAGCCUGCCAGCUUCUCUACCGCCGCAUGCCCAAAUGAACAGCGAGGAGGUACCUCAGCUACCACCAGAAACCUACCCUGUGCUGCCACCGUCUCUGCUGCUACCGACUCCUCCCACUGGGGCUGCUCCCGUUGUGGCUCUUCCUACUGUAGCCCCUCAUGCUCCGGCUCCUCCCACAGUGACUGUCAGUGAACAAACCAAGCCAGCGUGUUCAGUACCGGUGAAUCCAUCUUACCUUCAUCCGGAUUCAGUGCCGAGGGAGCGUUCUUCAAAAGAGCAAGUUAUCCAAAUAGAUUCUGAGGAUGAGCAUGAAGAACAUUCUUCCACAGAACGCAUAAAAGCAAAUGAGAGUGGGGGGAGUAGGCCUUCAUCAUCUACUGCAGCAGGUGGUGACAAAGGGGAUGAAAGUGAUGAUUUAAUGGAGGUAACGGAGCCCUCCAAAACGGUGGUUAUCGACAUUGAUGAAUCCGAGAAUGAGGAGUCACCCGAUAGUGGACCCUCAAAGGGGCCAAGUCCACAAGAGGCGCCUCAAAAGGGUGUCGGUGUGGAUUGCAGUUCUUCAAGCACACAGACUUACCAGCAACACAAUCUGAUUAAGAGGCAAACUGCAAGUCCUGUUGUGCCUGUAGGUGAAACAAGUAUUCCUCCAGUGGCUGUUGAGGUGACGGAGGAGGAGGAAGACGAGGAGGAGCCAUCAUUGGGAGGAUUUUCUAAUCACACAGGGUCUGUUCACGGCCUUCACAUCCACGAUGGACUCUUGUACACGUGCUCAGCAGACAACACAGCGCGGGCUUACAGUCUGGCGAACAGGGAGUGCCAAACAGUGUUUGAGGGUCACACAAGCAAAGUCAACUGUCUGCUCGUCUCCGCCUUUCUGAACAUGCCAGCACGACUGUACACCGGGUCCAGUGAUCAGACAAUUCGCUGCUACAGUUUAAAGUCUAAAAAAUGCCUGGAAACCAUCACGCUCGCUGACAGAGUGCUGUGCUUGCACAUUGCCUGGAACAUUGUGUUUGCUGGCCUUGCUAAUGGAUCAGUAGCCAGCUUUGAUUUAAAGACUCUGAAACCACUGGAUGUGUUCGAGUGCCAUGGCCCCCGAGGGGUCAGCUGCCUGGGCACGGCACAGGAGGGUGCCCGCCGGGUGCUGCUGGUGGGUUCCUACGACAAUACCAUCAGCGUGCGGGACGCUAAGAGCGGUUUGCUGCUGCGCUCGCUGGAAGGUCACACCAAGACGGUUCUCUGUAUGAAGGUGGUGAACGACCUGGUGUUCAGCGGCUCCAGUGACACGUCUGUUCAUGCACACAACAUCCAUACGGGUGAGUUGGUGCGUAUCUACAAGGGUCACGGUCAUGCUGUCACAUCCAUUGUCAUCUUGGGGAAAGUGAUGGUGACCGCCUGUCUUGACAAGCUGGUUCGAGUUUAUGAGCUCCAGUCCCAUGACCGCUUGCAGGUGUACGGUGGUCACAGCGACAUGGUGAUGUGCAUGGCUGUCCAUAAGAGUGUGAUCUACACAGGUUGUCACGAUGGAAGCAUCCAAGCUGCCAAACUCAACCUGAUGAAGAACUACCGCUGCUGGGUGGUGCCACUGGGUAGCUGUAUCUCCUGUAUCUCCACUAUGAUGUGAUACUACCAUGUAUCCAGUAGAUGUUAAUAACAAAAUUACAAUUUACUGUAUUUCAUCAUAUUGGCAAAUGACCACAAUACACUGAUAUAACAAUAUAAUAUAACAACAAGUAACAAUAAUAUAUACAGUAAGUGAUUCAUUGUGGUAAUGGUGAUGGUAAUGGUUUAAUUUUAUUUGAACAUGCAUACAAGUUACAAUGGAAUACAUUGCAUAGUACAAUUCGCAGUUCCACAUGUCCAAAAGGAGUAGGAAGAAGCAAAGCUUAUUUAAUCCUGCCCCCCGCCCGUUUCACAUCAAUUGCAAUACAUUUAUUCGCUUCCUGUGUUUCAUAUGUGGUCUCUUUUAAUGCAUAGAAAAGUUAUAAGGUAAUGUAACAAUGUGGUAAUAUGAUUGUCAAGGUUUUUCCGCAAUCAUAAUAAAUAAUAAUCAGUAUAAUAAAUAACAAUCAACACAAAUAGACAAGACCGAACAAGUUCAAGACUCUUCUUCCUUGUAUUUCACAACUGCUUGUAUUGUUUCUUGAAAUCGCUCCUCUCGGUGCUUUGUUUGAGUUCCUUACUCGAUCCGUUCCAUAAUUUGAUUCCACUGAAAUGCUGUGAGUUUUUAACUGUGUUUUUGCGUAUGCGUUUUAAGUUGAGUCAUUCCUUGAGAUCACAUUUGUACGCUUGUAGAAAAAUAUUGUUUGAAAAUGUACUAAGUCAAAGAAUUUUAAUAUUUGUGAUUUUAGAAAUAAAAGAUUUGUGUGUUCUCUAUACGUGGUAUUAUGGAUUAUCCUUACUAUUCAUUUAUGCAGUACAUUUAAUACGUGAAGAUUGCUUUUAUAGUUAUUACCCCAUAUCUUCACACACAUUAUACUAUAACUAUAGGAAUUG